AUGGAGAGGGAGGUCAUAUUUCGCCCAAAGUGGCACAGUGCGUUUUGGUUUUUGAUUUUGAUGAUGCUCUGUUUCUUUCAUGCUGCCAAAGCAGAGAUAACUUGCAGGUCGUGCCAGCCUGGGAAUAAGUGGCGUGCACGGGAAUUACUGCUGAAAUACGACAUAAGUGAGUCCACAACUGGAUUAAAGAGAGAAGUUUUUGGACCCGUAGACGGGGCAGUGAGAUCCGGGGCUGCAAGUGCUGAAAGUCGGCAUCUCCGUUGCACAGCAGGUUCCGCCGAAUGCGCUCCGGAGAAUCGGGCGGAACACGCGCAGCUGAGGCUGCAACGGAGUACAGACAACCGGCCCGCGGAAGGCGACACCGGCGAGAGCGAGUUAGCAAAGAUGAAAGUUUCCAAUGUCGCAACGAGCGGCGAGCAGAAGAGCCGCACCGGGGCCGCCCGCCACAGAAAGCGCGCUAGAAGGACCAGUGAGAACAGUGAUGAUGAUGAUGAUGAUGAUGAUGAUGAUGAUGAUGAUGAUGAUGAUGAUGAUGACGAUAAGAGCAGACCCGCCGGUUCAGUCCAGAGUCAAGAUCCGGGAGAGGACACGCGCUCGGCGGCCGGACGCAGAGUGACCCGCUCUGAAUUGCGCUGGAGCGGAGCGGAGCGGAGAGCCGCCGGUCCAAAGCAGGAGGAGCUAAAACUCAACAGUUCAACGUUCGCCUUGACCGGGGACUCAUCUCACAACCAGGCCAUGGUGCACUGGUCCGGCCAGAACAGCAGCGUGAUUUUGAUGCUGACCAAACUCUUUGACUUCAACCUCAACAGUGUGACUGAGAGUUCAUUAUGGAGGUCAACUGACUACGGAGCAACGUACCAGAAGCUGAAUGACAAAGUGGGAUUGAAGACAAUACUCAGUUAUUUGUACGUGAGCCCCAACAACAAGAGAAAGAUCAUGCUGCUGACGGAUCCGGAGGUGGAGAGCAGUCUCCUGAUCAGCACCGAUGAAGGGGCCACCUACCAGAAGUACCGGCUGAGCUUCUACAUCCUCAGCCUGCUCUUCCACCCCGAACAGGAAGACUGGAUUUUGGCCUACAGCCACGACCAAAAGCUCUACAGCUCGGUGGAGUUCGGGAGAAGGUGGCAAGUGGUGCACGAGAGAGUGGCCCCCAACCGGUUCUACUGGUCAAAGAUGGGUUUGGACAAAGAGCCGGGCUUAAUUCACCUGGAAACCAGCAUCUCUGAAGGACAGGCGCUGUAUGUCACCUGCAAGCUGCAGAACUGCACCGAUGCCAACAAGGGCAAACCAUUCCCCGGCUACAUUGACCCCAAUUCUCUGGUGGUGCAAGAUGAGUAUGUCUUUGUCCAGGUGUCAGCCGGAGGGAGGCCGAUCUACUAUGUGUCUGCUAAAAGGGACGUCUUUACACCAAUGAAGCUGCCCAAGUACACACUGCCCAAGGAUCUGCAUGUGAUCAGUACGGAUGAGAACCGAGUGGUUGCCGCGGUGCAGGAGUGGAACCAGAACCAAACCUACAACCUGUACGUGUCGGACACGUCGGGGGUCUACUACACCCUGGCUCUGGAGAAUGUGGUCAGCAGCAUGGGCCACGAGGGCAACGUCAUGGUCGACCUUUACGAGGUAGCGGGAAUAAAGGGGAUGUUCCUAGCCAACAAAAUGAUGGAUAACCAAGUGAAGACCCACAUCACCUACAACAGAGGCAGAGACUGGAGUUUACUGCAGGCGCCGAGCAAGGACCUGAGGGGCAACGGCAUCCACUGUGUGCUCCCGUACUGUUCAUUACAUCUCCAUCUCCACGUGUCUGCGAAUCCCUACACAUCUGGAAACAUAGCCAGCAGGGACACGGCGCCGGGGAUCAUUGUAGCAUCAGGCUCCAUCGGCUCCGAGCUGACCACCAGCAACGUCAGUGUGUUCGUCGCCUCGGACGCAGGAAACACAUGGAGACAGAUCUUUGACGAGGAGUAUGCGCUGCUGUAUCUCGACCAAGGAGGAGCCUUAGUCGCAAUAAGACACACUCCGCUUCCCAUCCGACACCUGUGGUUGAGCUUCGAUGAAGGUCGCCAGUGGAACAAGUACAGCUUCACCAACACGCCUCUGUUCGUGGACGGGGUGCUGGGAGAGCCCGGGGAGGAGACUCUCAUCAUGACGAUAUUCGGCCACGUCAGUCAUCGCUCGGAGUGGCAGCUGGUGAAAAUAGACUUCAGGUCCAUUUUCAACAGGAGAUGUACAGAGGCGGAUUAUCAGACGUGGCACCUACACAACCAGGGCGAGCCGUGCCUCAUGGGGGUGAAAAGAAUCUACCAGAAGCUGAAGCCCACGUCCAGGUGCGUUAUGGGAAAGACGUACUUUGUGUCGAUGACGUCGGGCUCCUGUGAUUGUACAGAGGCGGACUUUGAAUGUGAUUAUGGCUACGAGAGACGGACCAACGGCAAGUGCACCCCCGCCUUUUGGUUCCAUCCAUCAACGAUGUCCAGGAGUUGCACCACAGGGAUGACUUUCCUCAACAGCACCGGCUACAGGAAGGUAGUCUCCAAUAACUGUACAGCUGGAGUCAGUGUGGACUACACAGCCAGGAGACAUCAGUGUCCCAUCCAAGCACCCAAAGGUCUCCACCUGGUCACCAGUGAGGGGACGCUGACAGCCACACUGGGCACCAAUGUCACCUUCCUGGUCUUUCUGGAGGAGGGCGACGGGGCGAAGACGAGCAUCACGCUGGACUUCGGAGACGGCCACGCUCUGACGUACUCCAACGUGAGCUCCAUUGAGGACGGGACCAAACACAUCUACAAAGCUGUGGGAAUCUACCGGGUGACUGCCACCGGGCAGAACAGCCUGGGCUCAGAGACCGUCAUGCUCUACCUGCACGUCACAUGUCAGCUGGAGUACAUCCAUCUCUCGGCUCCCUUUGUGGCGGUGAGGAAUAAGGAAGUGAACCUGACUGCUGUUCUGUGGCCCAGCCAAGUGGGGACGGUCACCUACAUCUGGUGGAUCGGAAAUAACACAGAGCCAGUAAUCACCCUGGAGGGUAGCGUGGCGUGCACGUUCUCCCGGGAAGGCAUCAGCACAGUCACCGUGCAGGUGUCUGCGGGGAAUACGAUUCUGCAGGACCGAAAAAGCAUCGCUGUCCACGAAUAUUUCCGCUCUCAUCUGCUUGCCUUUUCAUCAAACCUGGACGACCACAACCCUGAUGUCGCAGAAUGGCGGCUGGAUGUGAGCCGAGUCAUCAGGAACUCUCUGAUCCAGGCCACCGGCGUCGGAGAGGACCAGCUUCUGGUCACCGUCCUGCCGGGUUUACCCACAGCAGCCGAGUUCUUCCUUCUCCCUGACAAACUGUUAACUGAGGGCAAAGCAGAGAAGAGCUCUGCUCAUUUAGACCAGCUCUCUGAGGUUCUGCUCGGCGCCUUGAAUCAGAACCUCGUCCAGUUUACGUUGCGGCCAGGGGUCCAAGUCACGGUGUACGCGGCACACCUUUCAGCAGCGCCUCUAGUGGACACCAGCAAGAACCACAGUGGCUCUGCCAUGCUAAUGCUGUUAUCAGUGGUGGUUAUGGGUUUAGCUGUAUUUGUCAUCUACAAAUUCAAGAGGAAGAUCCCAGGCCUCAACGUCUAUGCGCAGAUGCAGAACGAAAAAGAACAAGAAAUGAUGAGUCCAGCUAAUCCAACAGAGGGCACAGCCGGCUCACAGCGGGACUCGGUGCAUUCUUUGGAGAUUCUGGACACGGAGUUGAACUCACGGCCCAUAGGAUGUAUGAAACCUCAUGUACAUGUGACAUUCUCCACAGAACUCCCCACGUACAUCGUCUGA
This is a messenger RNA of Cyclopterus lumpus (lumpfish), 3804 nucleotides long. RefSeq names its product VPS10 domain-containing receptor SorCS1. Gene Ontology annotation, molecular function: protein binding. The record is from RefSeq and is a predicted model, not a curated record. Gene Ontology annotation, cellular component: Golgi apparatus; membrane. Gene Ontology annotation, biological process: post-Golgi vesicle-mediated transport. Lineage: Eukaryota; Metazoa; Chordata; Actinopteri; Perciformes; Cyclopteridae. Bases 1 to 3804 code for a protein of 1267 amino acids. The transcript has 27 exons.